Molecule: messenger RNA, 942 nt
Organism: Rasamsonia emersonii CBS 393.64
Lineage: Eukaryota; Fungi; Ascomycota; Eurotiomycetes; Eurotiales; Trichocomaceae
Product: D-arabinitol 2-dehydrogenase
Exons: 2
Coding region: 1-942 (313 amino acids)
Cellular component (GO): intracellular anatomical structure
Molecular function (GO): oxidoreductase activity, acting on NAD(P)H, oxygen as acceptor
Source: RefSeq, a predicted model, not a curated record
AUGUCGUUUACACUGCAGCGAACGCCUUUCAAGUUGCGGUCGUUGCAAUCGCUUCCCCUCUGCGCAACAUGCAACUAUGCCACAACACGGCCUGGCCACACCACAGAUCACAUCCAGACCAAACUUCCACCAGCGUUUGGUGCUAAAAACGCCCAGCGAUUCCGUGAAUUCAAUCUAGAAGAUCGUGUCAUUGCCAUCACCGGAGGGGGAAGAGGCCUCGGCCUCUGCAUGGCCGAAGUGCUGAUGGAGGCUGGCGCAAAUGUCUGGUGUUUGGACCGUCUCGAAUCCCCCGAUCCUGAGUUCGAAGCUGCCCAAGACCGGGCCAAGAGCGAAUACGGCGGAAGCAUGAACUACAGACGCAUCGACGUCAGGGACAACGCCGAUGUCAACAGCGCGAUAAGCGAGAUUGCAAGCGCAUCGCGACGACUGGACGGCAUGAUCUGCGCCGCGGGGAUCAACCACAUUGCGAGCGCGCUCGAAUACUCGCAGGAGGCGCUGCACGAGGUGAUGCAGAUCAACUACAACGGCGUCUUCAACGCGGCCACGGCGGCCGCCAGGCAGAUGUUCCGCUACAAAUGCCCCGGGUCGAUCCUGCUCGUCGCCAGCAUGAGCGGCCUCAUCGCCAACAAGGGCAUGACGUCCGCCGUGUACAACUCGUCCAAGGCGGCCGUCAUCCAGCUGGGCCGCUGCCUUGCCAUGGAGUGGGGGCGUCAUGGCAUCCGCGUCAACAGCCUCUGUCCCGGUCACAUCAUGACCCGCAUGGUCGAGCAGGUGUUCGAGAAGGCCCCAGAUACCCGGGCCAUCUGGGAGGCGGAGAACAUGCUGGGCCGGCUCGCGAGGCCAGAGGAGUUCCGUGGUAUCGCCCUGUUCGCCUUGAGCGACGCAAGCUCUUUCAUGACGGGGAGUACCCUCCUGAUCGAUGGCGGGCAUACCGCUUGGUAA